This is a messenger RNA of Dioscorea cayenensis subsp. rotundata (Guinea yam), 1791 nucleotides long. RefSeq names its product serine/arginine-rich splicing factor RSZ21A-like. Gene Ontology annotation, biological process: mRNA splicing, via spliceosome. Gene Ontology annotation, cellular component: nuclear speck. The record is from RefSeq and is a predicted model, not a curated record. Gene Ontology annotation, molecular function: zinc ion binding; RNA binding. NCBI's taxonomy places the organism in Eukaryota, Viridiplantae, Streptophyta, Magnoliopsida, Dioscoreales, Dioscoreaceae. Bases 70 to 630 code for a protein of 186 amino acids. The transcript has 6 exons.
GGUCAUCCAAGAAGUUAUCGCUAGGGUUUCAAAAGAAGGGAGGGAUUCUAGAUCGGCUCCGCCGCCAAGAUGUCUCGUGUUUACGUGGGCAAUCUUGAUCCGAGAGUUACUGAGCGAGAGCUGGAGGAUGAGUUUCGUGUGUUUGGAGUUCUGAGAAGUGUAUGGGUUGCAAGAAAGCCACCAGGCUAUGCCUUUAUUGAUUUUGAUGAUCACCGGGAUGCUCAAGAUGCAAUUCGUGAACUAGAUGGUAAAAAUGGAUGGAGAGUUGAGCUUUCUCAUAACUCCAGAGGUGGUGGUGGCCGUGGUGCCAGCCGGCCACGCGGCAGAUCUGGUGGUGGUUCUGACAUGAACUGUUAUGAGUGUGGCGAACCUGGUCACUUUGCCCGUGAGUGCCGCUUGCGCAUUGGACCUGGAGGAUUAGGUAGCGGAAGAAGGCGGAGCCGUACUCCACCAAGAUAUCGCCGAAGUCCUAGCUAUGGCCGAAGGAGCUACAGUCCACGUGAUCGUUCACCUAGGCGUCGCAGUGUGUCACCACCCCGCAAGCGCAGCUACAGCAGAUCUCCAGUGUAUAAGCGUGGCCGGGAGGAGUCACCAUAUGCCAAUGGGGACAGGCGCCGCAGCCGAAGCUAAACAAAUGAAGUUGUGACUAGAGCCUUCAUCGGUCUUACUGUUAACUGUUUGCGUUUAUCCGCUCGUUAGAACUAUGUUUGUUAGAAAUGCUUCUCGCCAGCACAACUUCUUGAAUUUGGAUAAGUUUCUUUAAACUCUAUUUAUACAUGACUAUCUUUUAUUUGCCCAAAUAUAUUUACUUAGUUUCGAGUUGAACUUAAUGCUUUGUAGGUUUACAAUGAUGCUUGCACUAAGAUUUAUAUCUUCUUUUGUUUUGAGGUGUGGUCCUCUGCUUUAACGGCUUGCUAGGCCACUACACAUGGUUAAGUUUCUUCUUCGCACUCAUUCUGCUGUCGUCUGUCAAAGUCUUCGGACAAAUAGUCUUCCUCCUUUUGCCUCUAGCUUCUGUUUACUCUUCAGUUGUCGGCUUUGUUGCACGCCAUCGCGUCCCAUCGAGAUGUUUUGAGGUGUGGUCCUCUGCUUUAACGGCUUGCUAGACUACUACACAUUGGUUAAGUUCCUUCUUCGCACUCACCCUGCCAUCAAAGUCUUCGGACAAAUAGUUCUCCUCCUGCGUCUAGCUUCUAUUUGCUCGUCAAUUAUCGGCUUUGUUGCACGUCAUGGCUUCUCGUCGAGUUUUAUUAGAAGGAUCGCCUAGCUGCUUCCAUCGUUAAGCAGGUAAUCCUGAACUGUUGUUGUAAUGCAAUUAAGCAUUUCGUAUUCUUACGAGCAACAACUUCAGGAUUGAAGCAUCGGCUCGCUUGCUUCUUUGAUACUGCACAUGACCUUUUCUACCUUCUGAUUCAUAUGGCAGCAUCGUCCUAAAGCCGGAAUUCCCUUCUCUGCUUGGCAUCUCCAAAGAUUAUUAUUUUUGCUGUGAUUGAUUAAAAAACAACCCAUUCCCUGUCCGGUAUUCGGUCUGCCUGCCGUCAUCCAUUUGCGAAGUUGUGCCUCUUCUUGUCCAUAUCAAAACUUCAUUGCCUUUAAAAUCUCUCGAUUUUUUACUGUUUUCCCAUUGCAGUUUAAUGACCUUGUUUUAUUGUUUUUCUGGUGUCAGUUAAUAUGUAUUUUUUCAAGGGCAAGUAUUUUUUCCGAAUGGUGGUGGCAGUGGUGCUCUCAGUCCCUUUUCUUUUAUGUAUGUUUAAAUUUAUCAGACUUCCUAAUUGCUGGUUUUGAUUUUAA